Molecule: messenger RNA, 1248 nt
Organism: Phaeodactylum tricornutum CCAP 1055/1
Lineage: Eukaryota; Bacillariophyta; Bacillariophyceae; Surirellales; Neidiaceae
Gene: MPDC
Product: MPDC mevalonate diphosphate decarboxylase
Exons: 1
Coding region: 1-1248 (415 amino acids)
Biological process (GO): isopentenyl diphosphate biosynthetic process, mevalonate pathway; isoprenoid biosynthetic process
Cellular component (GO): cytosol
Molecular function (GO): diphosphomevalonate decarboxylase activity; ATP binding
Source: RefSeq, a predicted model, not a curated record
AUGACUACUCCUGCCACACACCCCAUCUUUCUCGCCACGGUAUCGGCACCGACCAACAUUGCCGUCGUCAAGUACUGGGGCAAGGCGGACGAACACUACAACACGCCCAUCAACAGCAGUUGUUCCGUCACUUUGCACCAGGAUGACCUCCGCGCCGUCACCACCGUCGCCGUCAGCAAAGACUUUGUCCAGGAUCGACUCUGGCUCAACGGGGUUGAAGUCCCCCACGCGGCAACCUCGCGCCGGUUCCGGGCCUGUGUCGACGGCGUCCUCGCACUCGCUCCCGACAAGUAUCACACUGACGACGAUAACAACAACAAGACCGUCGCCAUUGCCCAACACGAAUGGCCCACACUACACGUACACGUUUCCAGUUACAACACGUUCCCCACCGCAGCCGGGUUGGCCAGUUCCGCCGCCGGCUACGCCGCCCUCGUGGCGGCUCUCGUCCAGCUCACCGGCGCCACCGAAACAUUCCCCGGCGAGUUCAGUACACUCGCACGCCAAGGAUCCGGCAGUGCCUGUCGCUCGCUCUACGGAGGACUCGUUGCCUGGCACGCCGGAACCGCCGACGAACAAUGGCGGGACAGUCGCGCCGAACAACUCGCCGACGAGGCCUCCUGGCCCGCACUCCGCGCCGUCAUUGCCGUCGUCAGCGACGCACAGAAGGAUACCGCCAGUACCGCCGGAAUGCAAGCAUCCGUCAAGACCUCGCCGCUACUCGCCUUUCGGGCCGCGCACGUCGUUCCGCAACGCAUGCAAGAAUUGACACAGGCCUGGCGACGUAGAGAUUUUCCGGUCUUUGGGAAAAUUACCAUGCAAGAUUCCAACCAGUUCCACGCAACCUGCCUCGAUACCUACCCGCCCAUCUUUUACAUGAACGACGUCUCGCGACAAAUUAUACGCAUCGUCACGGCCUACAACGACUACGCGGGAGAAAUACGCGCCGCCUACACCUUGGACGCCGGCCCCAACGUGGUACUGUACGUCCUGGAACCGCACCGACCCGUCCUCGCGGCUCUCCUCCGACACUUUUUCCCCGCAUCCGGACUCGAAGAACAAAACGACGAGGUUUUGGAUCCCGCUCUCGUACACGCCGCCGAAGCCACCGGACGCGUUCCCCGGGACGGGGAUGUCCGACACUAUUACGUCACCCGACCCGGUCCCGGUCCCCGUGUACUCGAUAAUGAUGCCGAUGGAACCAUUGAUCCACACACUGGACUCAAUCGGUACCAACCAAGCGGGUAG